Messenger RNA from Rhopilema esculentum, 4966 nucleotides. Its product is annotated as tafazzin. The record is from RefSeq and is a predicted model, not a curated record. Gene Ontology annotation, molecular function: 1-acylglycerophosphocholine O-acyltransferase activity. Gene Ontology annotation, cellular component: mitochondrial membrane. Gene Ontology annotation, biological process: cardiolipin acyl-chain remodeling; inner mitochondrial membrane organization. Lineage: Eukaryota; Metazoa; Cnidaria; Scyphozoa; Rhizostomeae; Rhizostomatidae.
CCUCGUUUGUGUUUGUCAUCAGUAGAACAUUUUUUGAAGGCAAAUGAUUAGAGAGGAGAACAUUGUAAAAUAAGACAAAAUGACACUCAAUAAGUGGCCAUUUCCGAAUAAGAUUGGGAAAGCAUGGCAUUUAAAGAGCUGCUUUGCAAUGUUUGCUGUUGGAAUGUGGAGUAAAUUUAUGUUAAAAAUUGCAAAUAAGUUGAAAAUUCACAAUGAAGAUACCCUAGACUUGUAUGUAUGUGGAAGAAAGGAGGAGACACCACUAAUAACUGUUUCAAAUCAUAGCUCUUGCUUGGAUGACCCAGUUCUGUGGGGUAUGUUAAAAUUAAAAACACUUAGAAAUGAGAAAUCUUUGAGGUGGUCACUUGGUGCCCAAGAACUUCUAUACACAAAUGCAAUAUACUCAUGGAUUUUUAGUCAUGGAAAGGUCAUUCCAGUUGUAAGAGGUGAUGGUGUCUACCAAAGAGGCAUGGAUUUUGCUGUUGGAAAAUUGAACAAUGGUGAUUGGGUCCAUGUUUUUCCAGAAGGCCAAGUAAACAUGACCAACAGUCUCAUUCGUCUGAAAUGGGGUAUUGGAAGACUCAUUGCAGAUUGUAAAGUCCCUCCUGUAGUCUUACCAUUUUGGCACUUGGGAAUGGAUGACCUACUACCAAACAGAAGACCUUACAUACCAAGAAUAUGUCAGAGAAUCACUGUUUUAGUUGGAGAACCAAUUGAUUAUUAUUCAGUUCUCAAUGAAUGUCAAAGGUUCAAAUAUUCAGCUGAAAAGACCAGAAAAAUUUUAACAGAUUUAAUCCAAGCAAAGUUUGCUGAGCUGAAGACAAAAGCAGAACUAUUGCAUCGCGAGAAUGCUUCGUAGCCAGUUUUCAAGUUUCUAGCAUCUUGUUUUUAUAAAUGUGUUUUGAAUUGAAGAAAGUUUCUCAAACAUGUAUAUUUCAUUAUAAUGUGUGGUUUAUAAUAGUUUGAUAUAAUGAAUAUUUUAAGAUAAUAUGUUUAAUCUUUAAUAACCAAGUCUUUUGUGUGUUAGUAUUAUCUCCUGGAAUAUAUUUAUGUCGAUUGAUCACGAGUAAGGUCCGUAAACAGGUCACAACUUAUUGGUGUGGCAGUGGAAUUAGGCCUGAUAUUUUCGGAAAGGCGAGAACAACCGAUAAAGUGUGUUUUGAGAAUAAAGACAUCUUCAUUAUCAAGAUUUACUGGCUAUCUAGCUUAACAUAAUUAUACAGGUGAUGAUAAAAUUCUGCUAUACUUGCUCUGUGAGAGGGAAAUAAAAUUGCCAGCAAUUCAGUAGCAAGCAAUUCGUUUUACGAACGCUGAAAUAGUAAUACGAAAUAGGGAUAACACCAUUGGAGAAAUGCUGAAGGGGCAAAUACCAUCAGAGCUUUGCGAGACAAUUGUAACGGACCACGCCUUUCAGAACGGCUUAAAAUGCGACCAUAUUCUCUAAAAACAUGGACAGAAGGCGAAUAACCAGGCUUGAAACUGACAGAAAUUACAUGGGUUAGUCAAUUUUUCUACCUUUCCAUUUUUAAAGGAUAAAUCAUCUUCCAAUUUCUACCUGUUACAUGAGUAGAAAAAUCUUAAAAAUAAAGAAUUUGAAGUAGUAAAAUUUUGCCAGCAUUUAAUUGAGUUUUCAGUUAUCAAUAGGAAUAUUGAGGUCACACAUGAAUGCAAUGUCAAAAAGUAAUAUCGGUUUAAUCAAAGAUUUGAUCCUGGCAGAAAUUAGCCAUGAUAUUUUAGAAUUACCCAGAGAGAAGAUAAGAGGGCGGAGCCUCCCUUCGGAAAGUAGAAAGGGCUGAGAAUCAAGAUCCAAGGCACAUAUCUCAAGCCUCAGAAAGCUAAUAAGUAUCAACAGGUUAUUUGUUACCAAAGAUUCUAAAACUAGCUAUAUACAGACGGGGCAAGCUGUGGUCAAAUUUUCGUUUGGGGGACACAGUCCCCCCCCCCCUGUGCCCCUUGCAGCUACGAUGCUGCUCCUUUGUCAUAAAUUGUUUAAAAUUGAAAACAGGCCUACACUGUUACUUCGUUAGUUUAUUUUUUACUUAAUGGCUUACUUUCAUAUUAGCGUAAUAAAACAAGAUUGUUUUCUAUUUGUUUUCUUAUACAGGUUUCUUCUUAAAUCUUCCUGUAUUUUUUAUUCGUUUAAUGCUUGAAGUUCUUCUGUCUUCUCGUUUUGUUAAUCAUGCAUUGAUGUGAUUUAUUGCUUUUCUAUUGUUGGAUAUUGUUAGAUUUUGGUAUUGAAAGUGAGCUGGAGGCCCUCUUGGUCUACUUUUUAGACUGAAAUAAACAGGGUGAAUGAGACGAUACACUUUCUUUUUUAUAAAAACAAAUUUGUAAGAACACGAUCCUCAAAAUUGAUCAAAAUUAAGAAAAAAUAAAAAACAAGCCGAGGCUGGGCUAUUGCAAAAUGUUUCACCUCAAGAACGAGAAUUUUGCCAUCCAGUAUGGGCUCCGAUGCAGGCUGAAAAGUGGGGGCCAAAGGAAAAUUUAGCAAUCAUAAUAAAGGAUUCUGAAAAAAGCUCUAUUGUCUUCCAAAAAGUGGAGGCAUCCCCCCCGUCGUGGCCCUUCUUUAGUGGAGCUUUUCGGUGAAUUUUCUAACUUGUCGGCAAAUAAAGGGUGUCUCAUUUUGUUGUUUUUAGAAAAAAUUUACGGGUGGAGAGGGGUAUGUUUAUUCGUGAGGGGGGGGGGUACGUUUAUUCCGCACUGGAGAAUAAACACCUGUGUACCUCUAGGAGGAGACAAAAGAGCACGCGGAGAAUGGAUGCGAGAUCACUUUGAAACUAGACGAUUGCGGAAGUAAGGAGACAGCAUAACAUAAGUGCAGAUGGUCACAAAAAUGUUAGGAAAAUGCUUAACCAGAAUCUUUCAUUCACGCUGUUGAUAGUCUUCUUUUAUUGCUUAAAUCCUUCUAGCAGUUAUGGACUUUCAGGUUGCAGAUCAGGCGUAGUAUUUGUACAAUGUGAUUGGGAACCAUGUAACCGUUCCUGGCCUACGAGCGAUCAGCUUUCAAAACAACCCGUCUUGCAACUGUUCAGUAAUGGACGCCUCCUUAAUACGUCAAGGGUUUAUAAAUCAAAGCAAUUUACCGUAGACUUGCAAUACCUCCCAACAGUUAGACUGGUUCAAUUCACCUGUGUUUGGAGGAACACAAGCACAGAACUAUGUCAUCGAAAUGUCACUGUUGACCUGGCCACCAUUAAUGUCCCUCAGCCUCAGAAUGUCUCCUUUGCAUUUUAUGGUAACAAGAGUUCCAUAUAUAAACUCAUCAGACUGCAAUUCCAGACACCAACGUCUCCUGGCGACAAAACUAAAUAUACUGUAUCAGUUUUUGCGAUGCAUGUCUAUGCCAAAUAUUGCCCUGUUAAAACCAAGGAUGCUGUAGUUUUUGACACCAGGCCAUGCCAAACUAGGAAAGGAGAAGUUGUUUGUUUAAAUCUCCUUAAAUGGUUUCAUCAUUUCCCAAGGAUUUACAGAGCAGAUGUUUCAAGUGCAAAUGCAUUUGGGAUCUGCACAAAGGAGCUGCUUUGCCAAAGGGAAAGUUUUUCUGAUAUUUAUGGCAAUUUGAUGAAUGUCAAUGUCACCAAUAAGGUCAGCAAGCAGUUUCCCUCAAUUAAUGUUUCUUGGGAGUAUCCGCCAGGCCUUGAUUAUGCUGCAAUCAAUGUUAUUAUCUCUGUGAGAUACUGUAAAUUGGAAAGCAAGUGUUACUUCUUAAAUGAAUCAAGAAGUUUCCCCCGCGAGAAAAUGAAAGCAUUUGCAAUUAUCACCAGAGAUCUCGAAUUUGACACAGUUUAUGAAGUGCAACUCUGCUAUAUCAUAAAGUCUCUUUUUGUAAAUAUUUCUCCUUGGACUAAGACAGUGAAAAUUCGCACACUAGAUAGGCUCCCAGGCAAACCAAAAAUAACACAAUGCUUAAAGACAAAAAGGAAUUUCUUAAUUGAAUGGAAAGAUUAUUCUAAUCACAGCAUUCCAUUAACUUAUCAUAUAAAAAUUGAAGCUUCAGAUCAAAGUUAUAGAGUUGUGAAUUUUCCUGCAUCAACAUGUCAUUAUGGGCUUUGUAAAUUUUCAUUGAAAAGAAGCUCAGACAGUCAUACAAGGAGCCUCAGAUUCAGCGUGUCUGGUUGCUCAAAUAGUGGCUGCAACUUUGUAGAUGUUUCACACUGCACCUUCAAGAGUUCAGCUGCAAACAGUCCAUUAUAUGUGGAAGAAAGUGUUCAAACAAAGUCAGUAAAAAUUGUUGUCAGUUCUUUCGGAGGACUAAUGCUUUUUGCUUUGUUUGCCAUUGCUGCUCAUAAGUGGAGGAGGCAAAGGCAACAGGAUUACAGGGUGCCAGUCAUCUUUCCAAGAAGUUAUAGUGAUUGCAGCAACUCAGAUGACUGUCCUGUCAGUCAUGAGCCUUAUAUUGUUUUACAGUAAUGUAAAAAGAUUUUGUAAAGAUCUAAUAGAUUCCAACAAACUGAAGGUUGGGAGCCAAAAGAAUAUUCAGACUCUAUUGAAGUUGGUCUGCACACAACAAAGUUAAUUACUUGGCAAUAUUAAGGCUGGCCCAUGUACCAGGUGGUAAUACCCAAUAUUUACUACCAUGUAAACUAGGUAUAACCAAAAUUCCAUUUUACAUUAUUAUAAUAAUGGAUGUCAUGCCAAUUUUUUCUGUCAAAAUUUGGUACUACCAAAGAGGUACUACCAAAUUUUGGUAGUACCAAAUACUAGACCGAAUGUUCACUCUCUGUGCUUUGACCAUGAUUGUUAAUAGCCCCAAAAGUGUUUGCAAAUUAGUGAGACAAAUUUAAUCCAAGAGUAAAGAAACUAUUGACCUUCAGAAAACUCUGUUAUCCACUUAUUUGUCCACUCAUAUUUAUUGUAAGGAAUAAGUGACUGUUUCAGAUUUCAAUAAAAUAAUAUUUUAGUUCUAUUAUUUUAUCCUCCUGAUUUCAAAGACAUUAUUUGGCAGAUGCUGAACUCAACGUGUCAA